CCAAAGACCCGAGCUCCGGUCCCUCCACAUAGUCUCCAAUGGAGCAGCCACCGCAAACUUCGAUCUCGGCGUCUCAGACGACGGAGUCUCCGCCGCAGUCGGCGGAGACGAUUUCUCAGCCGCCGCAUCAGCAGCAGCAACCACCGUCCACUGUUGCGAGCUCAUCCACCGCUCCUUCAAUCCCUUCCUCCGCAGCUCCUCCGCCGUCUCCUUCGUUUCCGCCAAACCCUAAUCCGACGCAAUUCGCGAGACCGGUGACCUCUCCGUCUCGGCAACAGCAGCAACAGCUUCCUCAAUCUCUGGCGCGGCCUCCUCAAACGGCGUAUUCGAGACCAUGGCAGCAGCACUCCACUUUCUCUCACUUUCCCACAACAUCGUCGCCCUUGUUGUCGUCCUCGUCGUCCGCAGCCUCGUUGUCUUCGUCAUUGGCGGGUUCUGCGCCGCAAAGAGGAGGGAUGACGAUUGGUGUGCCGGCGUCGUCCCUAUCGAGUCCAUCUCCUCGGUCUCCGUCUAAGCCUUCCGCUUUUCCCGGCUCUUUCGGGCAGCAGUUUGGUGGACUGGGUCGUGGAACAGUCGGCGUGUCUGAAGCAACCUCUAAUUCAAAUGUUCCUCAGGUGAGGUCAAUGCAAGGAUCGCAGGGAAUUGGAAUGAUGGGAACGCUAGGUUCGGGUUCCCAAAUGCGGCCAGGUGGAAUGUCUGGUCCCCAACAUCAACAGAGACCAGCUCAGUCGUCUCUAAGACCGGCUUCCUCCCCGAGUAGCCCAUCUCCAGUUGCCCAAAAUUUUCAAGGACAUGGCCUUAUGAGAGCUUCUCCUGUUGGUACUCCCGGUGUCCAAUCUACUAGCACGUCCCAAAGCAUGCAAUCUCUUAACCAGCCUUGGUUAUCAUCUUCAACACAAGGGAAACCGCCUUUGCCACCCCCUUCAUAUAGGCCACAAGUUAACACUCCAUCCAUGCAGCAAAGAUCACAUAUUCCUCAGCAGCAACAACAACAGCAGCAACAACAUCCUUCAACACCAACAACUUCACAGCCUCAAGAACAGCUUCAGACUUUAAGAUCCACUCAGCAGCCUUUAUCUCGUCCGCAUCAACUGACCAGGCCCCAGGAAUCAGUGAGUCAGAAACCCACCUCUCUAGCAAUAGUGGUCCAUCCUGCUGUGACUCAACCUGGAACCCAAGGUAAAAAACUUUUGGCGGAGAAUGAAGAGUCUGGGGACCGUAUACUGGGAAAAAGAAGCAUCCGUGAGCUAAUUCAGCAGAUCGAUCCCUCAGAGAAGUUGGAUCCAGAGGUAGAAGACAUCCUUGCUGAUAUCGCUGAAGACUUUGUAGAGUCGAUCACGACAUUUGGUUGUUCAUUAGCCAAGCAUCGGAAAUCAGAUACUUUAGAGGCUAAGGACAUACUGCUACAUGUUGAAAGAAACUGGAAUAUCAGGCCCCCUGGUUUUUGCGGUGACGAGAUCAAGACAUUUCGAAAACCACUAACAACCGAUAUUCACAAAGAGCGUCUUGCAGCUGUAAAGAAGUCGAUGAUCGCAACGGAAGUAGCAAAUGCUAGGAACCCGAUCAUCGGUCAGGGGGCAGUGAAUGCAAAAGGCGGUCAAGCAAAGGCACCUGCAAACCCGUUGGCUUCUCCAGCUUUCAACCACUGAUGAUAUCAUCCAUUUCGACCCGGAGAAAGUGCUUCUUGGUGAGCUUCUUGUAAAGCUGAUGAAUCGGUGAAGAAGAUUGAAGAAACAAUUUUUGCAGCUGAGAUUCGGUGUAGUAUUCGAUGUUUUGAGUAAACAUACAACAUAUGUUCUUCUACAAUAUGGCCAUGACAAAAUCUUGUACUGUAAAUCUCUCAUGUCUAAAUUUUCGGUAUUAAUUGUUUUUUGUUUGUUUGUUAACAAUGUAUCUUUAAAUCAUGUUCGAACAA
Messenger RNA from Tarenaya hassleriana, 1915 nucleotides. RefSeq names its product transcription initiation factor TFIID subunit 12. Gene Ontology annotation, molecular function: DNA binding; protein heterodimerization activity; TBP-class protein binding. The transcript has 8 exons. The record is from RefSeq and is a predicted model, not a curated record. Gene Ontology annotation, biological process: RNA polymerase II preinitiation complex assembly; DNA-templated transcription initiation. NCBI's taxonomy places the organism in Eukaryota, Viridiplantae, Streptophyta, Magnoliopsida, Brassicales, Cleomaceae. Bases 39 to 1649 code for a protein of 536 amino acids. Gene Ontology annotation, cellular component: transcription factor TFIID complex; SAGA complex; SLIK (SAGA-like) complex.